UUUUGCUGAGGCUGUUUGGGGGGGGUGAGGCUGUUUUGGAGGAGUUUUUUUGAGGCUGCUUUUGGGUUGUGUUUGAGGGCGUUUUUUAGGUUUUCAUCUUUUGAGGGGAUUUUCGGGGGUCCGGCGGGCAGCGUGCGGAUGUCCCGGGCCGGGGGGGGUCGCGGGGGUCCGUAGGGUCGGGGGUCGCCCCGGGGGCCGGCCAUGGCCUCGGUGCCCGUGUACUGCCUGUGCCGCCUGCCCUACGAUGUGACCCGCUUCAUGAUCGAGUGCGAUGGCUGCCAGGACUGGUUCCAUGGCAGCUGCGUGGGGGUGGAGGAGGAGGCGGCGGCCGAGAUCGACCUGUACCACUGCCCCCAGUGCGCCGUGCUCAGGGGGCCUUCCGUCAUGAAGCGGCGCCGUGGCCCGGCCAAGGCCCCGGAGCAGGAUCCCGGCCGUCCAGCCCGGACCGGCAGCGCCCAGUUCAUCCGGGAGCUGCGGGGCCGCACCUUCCCCAGUGCGGACGAGGUGCUGCUGCGGCCCAGCGGGGCCCAGCUGACCGUGGAGUACCUGGAGGAGAACAGCUUCAGCGUGCCCAUCCUGGUGGCACGGCACGAGGGGCUGGGCAUGACCCUGCCCCCGCCGUCCUUCACCCCCCGCGACGUCCUGCACCACGUCGGAGCUGACAAGGUGGUGGCCGUGCUGGACGUGGGCCGCCAGGCCGAGCUGCGCAUGCGCCUCGGGGACUUCGUGGCCUACCUGGGGGGACCCCGGCGCGAGCGCGUCCUCAGCGUCACUGGCCUGGAGUUCUCGGACACGCGGCUGUCGAACCUGGUGCAGACGCCGCGGAUCGUGCGGAAGCUCUCGUGGGUGGAGAACCUGUGGCCGGGGGAGUCGGCGCGGGAGCGGCCGAGCGUGCAGAAAUUCUGCCUGAUGGGGGCCAAGGACAGCUACAGCGACUUCCACAUCGACUGCGGGGGCACCUCGGCCUGGUACCACGUGCUCAGGGGUGAGCAGAUCUUUUACCUGGCGCGUCCCUCGGCCGCCAACCUGGCGCUGUUCGAGGCCUGGAGCAGCUCCCGGAACCAGCCCGAGCUCUUCUUCGGGGACCAGGUGGAUCGGUGCUUCCGGUGCCACCUGCGCCAGGGCCAGACCCUCUUCAUCCCCACAGGCUGGAUCCACGCCGUGCUGACCCCCGUGGACUCGCUGGCCUUUGGGGGGCACUUCCUGCACAGCCUCAACAUUGGCAUGCAGCUCCGAUCCCGUUUUUGGGGUGACCCCAAUCCAGUUUUGGGGUGUCCCCAAUCCUGUUUUUGGGGUGACCCCAAUCCCCAUUUUGGGUUGACCCCAGUCCCGUUUUGGGGUGACCCCAAUCCCGUUUUUGGGGUGUCCCCAGGGCUCCCCCGGAAGCUGCCCCGGGCCAAGCCCUGCUCUGACCCCAACCGGGUGCGGGAGCCGGGGGAGGUCGACUUCGACAUCGAGGAGGAUUACACCACGGACGAGGAGGACGAGGGGGGCGCGGGGGGCAGCGCUGGGAUCCUGGACCUGCUCAAGGCCAGCCGGCAAGUGGGGGGCUCCGAGUACCCCCAGCUCAGCGAGGCCCCCGCCUCCCCCAGCACACGCGAGGCCAUCCAGGGCAUGCUCUGCAUGGCCAACCUCCCUGCAGGGACCCCCCUGGGACCCCCAAACUGGUGGGGAGGAGGUGGGGGCACCGAAAGGGGGGGUCCUGGGGGGUCUGGGGGGCCCCGCAGAGCCCCCCCAGCCCCCCGGAGCACCGACAGCGAGGGCGAGGGGAGCCUGGACGAGCAGGACAGCCUGGGGGCCUGCUUCAAGGAUGCUGAGUACAUUUAUCCCUCACUGGAGUCAGAUGAGGACGACCCUGCCCUAAAAUCGCUCCCCAAAAAGAAGAAGGUGACGGACGACGCCCCCUGGAGCCCCAAAGCCCGGGUGACGCCGUCGCUGCCCCGGCAGAGCCGCCCGGUGCGGGAGGGGACGCGCGUGGCCUCGGUGGAGACCGGGCUGGCGGCAGCCGCUGCCAAACUGGCCCAGCAGGUGAACUGGGAGCACUGGGACUCCGGGCUGGGUUCGGGGGGGCUCAGGGCUCUCUGUCCCCCUGACCCCGCAGGGAAGCGCCCCCGGAAGGGUUUGGCCACAGCCAAGCAGCGCCUGGGCCGCAUCCUCAAGAUCCACCGCAACGGGAAACUGCUGCUCUGAGGGCGGGGCCGGCCACGCCCUGCCAGGCUCCGCCCACCGCCGGCUGAACAAUGAACUAUGGGCGGGGCUGCCGAGGAAAGGGGCGGGGCCCGACAGGACCACGCCUGUCAGAACAACGCUGUGGUCACUAAAGGGGCGUGGCUUGUUUUAGGCUCCGCCCCUUCAGGUGUGGUCCCACCUGACCCCUCUGAGGCCACACCCACAAUGCGGAUCCCGAGACCACGCCCAUCACAGCCCAAGCCACGCUCAUUGGUUAUGUAGGGUAAAAAAAACAGGCGUGGCUACGAUAAACCACACCCACAUAGAGAUAACCACGCCCACAAAGGGUGGAGCCGCAAUAUGGCUCCGCCCAUCACGGUUCCCACCUUCCCAUUGGCUGUGUAUGGGCUGGGGGCGGGGCUUCCUCAUUUCCCGCCUCCAGGAGCUCAGGCGAUUGGACAAGCCCCGCCCACAGCUGCGGGAGGGGCGGAGCCAUCUUUGAUUGGUCUCCACUGGGUUUUUUUUUUUCACCCCUCCCCUAGGUGUCUUCAGGUUGAUUGACGGGGCGGGGCUGCUUCCCAUUGGCUGCCCCUGUUUUGUAGGCGUGUCCGGAGGCCGCGGCCCCGCCCCCCUCCUUUUGUAUUUGUAGAAUAAAAAAGGAAAAAAAAAAAAAGAAAAAAAA
Molecule: messenger RNA, 2851 nt
Organism: Passer montanus (Eurasian tree sparrow)
Lineage: Eukaryota; Metazoa; Chordata; Aves; Passeriformes; Passeridae
Gene: PHF8
Product: PHD finger protein 8
Exons: 14
Coding region: 202-2190 (662 amino acids)
Biological process (GO): regulation of transcription by RNA polymerase II; protein demethylation
Molecular function (GO): histone demethylase activity; transcription coregulator activity
Source: RefSeq, a predicted model, not a curated record